Molecule: messenger RNA, 1959 nt
Organism: Penicillium macrosclerotiorum
Lineage: Eukaryota; Fungi; Ascomycota; Eurotiomycetes; Eurotiales; Aspergillaceae
Product: SKN1/KRE6 family beta-glucan synthesis-associated protein
Exons: 6
Coding region: 1-1959 (652 amino acids)
Biological process (GO): fungal-type cell wall organization; (1->6)-beta-D-glucan biosynthetic process
Cellular component (GO): plasma membrane; endoplasmic reticulum membrane
Molecular function (GO): glucosidase activity
Source: RefSeq, a predicted model, not a curated record
AUGUCGGACCAGGACUCGGAAUCCUCUUCCUCGAGACACGAGAUGCCUCACAUCCGCCUCAACUCGGGUCGCCAGGACCCAUUCGUCGAAACGAAUGAGGGGUAUGCCCCGCUGACUGGCCGAACGAUUCCCAGGCCCUUGACGCCUCAGGGCCUGGAUCUACCCACUCCUCUGGGAGCACAGGGCAUGUCGCCAUAUGGCACUUCAAACGCGCCCGAGUCGUCCGAAUUCCUGCUCCCACCGAAGCUAAGACCAACCCCGCGUGAUGAAGACCGAUCUGGCUCGCCGGACCGGUGGACAGCUCGGUCUAGUGUGAGCUCCUUGAGUCGCGAGAGUCGGUUUCAAAUGGAUCCUUUCGCGGACUCUCGGGCGCCAUCUCGUUCUGGAAGCGAUGAGUACGACGUGAACACACAAACUGUUUCAGAAAAGUUCAAUAUCAUGCCGACAGAUGGAUUGCUCCUGUUUCCUGAGGACGUGGAGAAAGAUGAUUAUCUGCACAACCCCGAUCCGGCGGACAUGGACCGCGACUGUGAUGUAUGCAAUCGUCGAGGUAUGCUAAAUGUGGGCGGGUUGGUGUUUCUGACACUUGGUAUCCUAACCCUGUUUAUUGGGUACCCGGUCAUAUCGUGGGUGGAAAGCAUAUUGAAACCCACAUCCCCUUGUAGACCGGGAGAUUAUCUCUGCCUUGAUGUCGGGGAGCAGCCUCUCUUGAGCAAUAUCAGAACAGGUUUGAUUGACCCCGAUACGCCUGAGUCUGCAAUGACCAAGAAGAAUGCAGACGGCACAGAAUGGAAGUUGGUGUUUUCCGAUGAGUUCAACUUGCCUGGCCGGACGUUCUAUGACGAGGAUGACCCCUUCUUCCAAGCGGUGGACCUCUGGUAUGGCGUGACAAUGGAUAAAGAGUGGUAUGAUCCUGACGCGGUAACCACGAAUGAGGGUGUAUUAGAAAUCCGAUUCGAUGACUUCAAGAAUCACGGCCUGCAGUUCCGAUCCGGCAUGGUCCAGACUUGGAACAAGCUCUGCUUCAAAGGUGGCCGACUCGAAGCUAGUUUGUCUCUGCCCGGUGAUGGACACAUUCAAGGAUUCUGGCCUGGUUUCUGGGCUAUGGGCAACCUUGCCCGUCCCGGUCAUGCUGCUACGACCGAUGGUCUGUGGCCAUACAGCUACCAUGAUGGCUGCGACGCAGGAAUCACUCCGAACCAAAGCUCGCCGGAUGGAAUCAACUUCCUUCCCGGCAUGCGACUCCCGGGAUGCACCUGUCCAGGAUCUGAUCAUCCCUCUCCAGGCCGCGCUCGCAGUGCGCCCGAAAUCGAUGUUAUUGAGGGUAGUACUGCACCUCUGAAUGGCGAUCAGAAUGCGUAUAUUGGUAGCGCCUCGCAGAGUUUGCAAACCGCUCCAUUUGAUCUCUGGUACAUGCCAGACUACGAUUUUACUGCUGUCUAUGACCCACGAAUUACCCAGAUCAACGCUUACCGCGGUGGUAUCUACCAACAAGCGAUGUCUGGCCUCACAAAUCUCAACAGUCGCUGGUACAACGGCACUGAGUAUCAGAACUUCGCCUUCGAGUACACUCCAGGUGCCACAGGAAAUGUGACCUGGUUCGUUGGUGCUGAUAAGACUUGGACGCUCGACGGGCGUGCAAUCGGGCCCAACGGCAAUGUCGGCCAGCGCAUGAUCCCUCUCGAGCCGAUGAGCGUUGUGAUGAACCUGGGUAUGGCAGACAACUUCGCGCCACAGAAUCACACUAUUCGCGAAUAUAUGCCCGCUUACUUGCGUUUCGACUACAUCCGGAUCUACCAGGACCCGGACGAUGUGAGCAUAACCUGCGACCCGCCUGGUUGGGAGACAACUGGCUAUAUCGAGGCACACCGGCGGGCGUAUGAUAAUCAUAAUCUGACAACCUGGGCGGACGCUGGUUACCACUGGCCGAAGAACAGCUACAUGCACGGGUGCUCGUAG